AUGCCCUUGAAGGGCCGUGAACGGUGCAGUAAGAGGAACCAACAGAUAGCAACAUCUUAUUAUGACUCCACACUCUGCUCCACCGCCGCGGGGCCCUUCUCUGCCAUCACAGCUGUCUCUCCGGGCCGGUGCCGGGGGGCGGUCCGCGCCGGCGGGGCCGCGGGGGGGCAGCGCGGCUCCGGGGGCUCCGCCAAUCGCGGCCGUUCGCCGCCUGCCGGGCGGCCCCGCCGCAGUGGGCUGCCGAGCGCCUCGCCACCGCCUCCCGCAGCCCCGCCGCCGCGGAAGGGAACCUCCGCCCGCUCCGCCCGCACCUGCGGCGCCGGGAGGGUCCCCGUCCCGCCCGUUCGCCCCCGGGGUCUCGCCGUGCGGGCUCGGGGGCGCGGGGCGCGGCGUGAGGCGCUGAAGGGGCUGCGGCCCCUCGGCUGCCUCUGUAUGGAUACUAAACCAGAGUGCAGUUCCUGUGUAGAAACUGAGGACAGAAAAGAAUUAAAAUGUACUUCAGAAAAAAAGCUCCCAUGAAGAUUAAAAAAAGAAUAUAUACAUCUUUUCAAACGCAAGGCACAAGGU
This is a messenger RNA of Cuculus canorus (common cuckoo), 567 nucleotides long. Its product is annotated as sensor histidine kinase AruS-like. The record is from RefSeq and is a predicted model, not a curated record. NCBI's taxonomy places the organism in Eukaryota, Metazoa, Chordata, Aves, Cuculiformes, Cuculidae. The coding region runs from base 1 to 519 and encodes 172 amino acids. The transcript is spliced from 4 exons.